Messenger RNA from Angiostrongylus costaricensis, 2877 nucleotides. The record is from the annotation of a GenBank genome assembly. NCBI's taxonomy places the organism in Eukaryota, Metazoa, Nematoda, Chromadorea, Rhabditida, Metastrongylidae.
AUGUGUUUAUUCACAUAUCAUCUUUCCAUCUUUAAAAUUGUUUGUAUUGAAUACUACAAUGGCUCGUGGUUUGUGGUUGCGAUGAAGGUGCCGUCAUCACGGUCGUUUCUACCGUUCAACGUGAAUUCGUCGUUGAUACGUCUCGAAGUUGAUGGUGAUGAACUUCUGAAUAUGACUGAAUAUCAUUCUAUGUACACUUUAGUUUUUAUCCAUAAUUUCAAUUCAAACACAGAAAUGAAUAUGGUGGUCUAUGGGUGCGCACAAGAUGACGGAUACGGUAACUGUCUUCCAAAUGAGGAACUAGUGAUAAUAAUGAGUAACUCUCGGCACCCACAGACGCUUCAGCUGUUCAAAUCGGCAAAACUUAUUGAGGACGCGGCUUGCAUCGAUAUUUUGCAAUUUCAAACACUGGACACCUACACGGCUUGCGGUGAUGAAGUGGUAGAUGAGGAUCAGAAACUGAUUCACGCUAAAAUCGGCGAGAACAACGAGUUCGUAGAUGUUGAAUGUCGGGUGGAAAACCAAAAGACGCCUUCCACAAAUAUUCGAGUUUUCUUUGAUGAACCACGAGUACUCACUGUAACGGCUUACAUUGACCCAUCACUAGUGAAUGAACAAAUCUCCCAUAUCAGCUGCGUCUAUACGAAUAAGAGUAACGCCAUCUGUGAAUGGAUACGUCAGAACAAGUGUUUCAAAACUCAACUCACCCAGAGUUUUAACGGUGAAUCUGCGCUGCAUGUGGUAUCGAACUACACGCGUUUGGAUGGACAUGAUACCAAUAUUGACUGGUCUGGAACCAUCAUAUGGGAAAAUGGUGAUGAAUAUAUUACGAUACAUUGCUUCGUAAUCGGACUGGAUGGGGCGUGUGAUUCGUGGAGAGUAUAUGUAUGGUCAGACGAGGAUCAUAUGGAUCAGCCAACAAUCCAUCAAAUCUACAGACAAUUACAGACGUUUUGUAUCGAUCCCACCGAUCUUAUAUUCUUAAACACUUUUCGUAAGUUGUACUUCGCAGCCGAUUUGAAUGCUGAUCCAAAGAUAUUUCUUCAGUCGGCCGUUAUCAGUUUAACACCCAACGAUACCGAUCCAUCUAUGAUGCAUGUUCGUUAUUACGCUCAAAAAGAGUCCGACAGUGAAUGCAUUGGUCCUGGUGAUGGCAUAGCGAUUCUACUCGACAACUAUACAGUCGACGUCACCAUAGAAUAUCGUUAUAGUCUGGUGCCGAAAUUUCGGAAUACUAUGAAUUUUAAAUAUCAAUUUCUUUACGUUGAUAAUCAACGAGCCGCUCUGUAUUGGUGCUUCUUGAGAGCAGAAAAUGGGAGUUGUAUCCAGCAUGACGUCAAUUUGAUGAUAAGAUCUCGUCAUUUCUCCCACAAUGAUCUGUCAAUGAUGUUACCGUAUCUCGAGAUGGUGUGCAUAGAGAAGGACAGCCUUCGUUGGUUCGAUCUACAUUCUCAAUGUGGCAGUGAAAUGUCGGCAUCAACUCAGUUACGUCGUGAUUUGAUCACACUUUCUCAUUACGACGUGUUACAUAUUCUUACGAAUGUGCAGAAACCAAAAUGCUUAGUUCACGAGGUCAAAGGUGUUCGUGCAGAUCUCGGAGAUAAAGCCGGCACGUGGUUUCUGAUGGCUAGAUUCGAUGAGAUGGCCUUAGACACCUAUGCGAUGGUAAUGCGACUGACGGCCGUUUCUAACACGACAGCAGUACUGCGCCUGUUCCAAUCGGCAGCUUUACCAGGAGAGCCGUUAGCUUGUUUCACUCGAGUCUUCACCGUGAAAGAACUGCAGAACGGAUCCGAUUAUUUUUACGAACUUCAUUUCGAGGCGUCAACAAAAAAUUCUACAACAAUGAUCUUUCGUUUUUUGUUCUUCAAUCGUCAUGUCGGUGUGUUGUACUCAUGUCUAAGAAUCUCUGUCGAUGGUAAAUGUGAUGAACGAGCAGUCUAUGUGAUAUCACGUCAUGAAACUAUCGAUCAUGCCGAACUGAUUGUUCUGGAAAAAGUAGCCAAAGCCGUAUGUGUCGAUCCACAAGUGCUAUAUCAUACGGCUUCAUUUGAUGAAUGCGUCUACGAUCAUGCUCGACUUCGUCCACCGCUUUGUAGUUCGAUCGAAGUCGACUCGUCGGUCGCCGAAUGGGAACACCUGAAUACCGAACAGAUUACGGUAACACUCCUACAAUUUGUUAUCACUUCCAAUUUGAAAAAAAACACUACCUUUUUCAGUAUGACUGAUUGUGUUAAACAACCGGUACAGAUGGAGUACUCGACGCGAAAUAGACUUCUCGUGAGGGUUAAUGGCGAAGUUGUGUUACUACAUCCGGUAGCCUCACGUUCAGAACUUUUCCUGAAGGAAGCGCAACUGACUGGUUCUCUACCUUGUCUUCAUCCGAUCCAGGAACUAAAUGCGACUUGUGUAGAACUUCUGCCGCCAACCUGUGAAGGUGCUGACCCACUCCGAAUGGCUGAGCAGCUUCAUGGAGAAUGGGUGCUAUAUGCGGCUGAUCCAACCUAUGUGCUCAACUGGAAGUGUAAGGUGGAGCCGUUCGGUAUCAAUCAGCACGAGUUCAUUUGUCAAAGCGAAGGUUGGUUCGGUGAGUGCGAAAGAGACACUCGAGCCGUGCUGACGGUUGACGCAUGGGGUGGAUUCGGCCUUUCGACAUCGUCUCCAGUUCAUAUUCCAUCCGAACUUAUGUCAUCAGGAAAUAUUUCGGUGACGUCCACACGACUACUGCUGAUGAGCGAUGGUGAUCUCGUGGGCCGACGGUAUAGUGUAUGGCUUCGGCCUAAUUAUGAACCUGACGACGAGCUGGCAACCGAGUUGUCACGUUUCUGCAUUUGGCCAUUACCCGCACAAAUACGUGGUCGACAAUCGAACUGCUAG